GUUUUGAGUCACAGGCUUCAGGCUCAGCCAGUGAGAGGCGCUGAAUUUAGUUCUGCUGAAUGGAUUGAGCAGAGCUCUGAAAGCUUGCAUCAAUUGGUAGACUUUGUAGCGGCAAUUAGCUUGUCCUUGAAGGCUCUAUGCUGCUGCUGUUUAUAAAAGCUGCGUACACCCUUUCUUCUGAGAAUCUUCAACACCGCGGCGCGGACUGCAGCUGGCCGUGUCCUGAUAAGUUCAGAUGCCAGUGGCAGAAGGGCGUGGCUUAAAGGUUCACCAAAGAGCUGCGCACUUCUUUAGUCUUGUCGCUGGGUUUCGCUGCAUUUGAAACCUAGUAUCUUCGCUCUUCACCAUGAACAUCAUGGGCAUGAUUGGGGGAGUCCUCAAAUACCUUGGCUAUGGAGCUGGAGGUUUAGCCUCUGUUGCCUUGGUUUUGUUGGUGGCGCUUCAAGAUAAGCUGGUCUAUGUUCCCGUGAUUCCUGGUCAGCCUAGGGAGUACCCGUAUACUCCGGACAGGCUUGGGUUGGAGUAUGAAGACGUCUGGUUGCGGGCAGCCGAUGGGGUCAAGUUGCAUGGUUGGUUUAUCAGAGCCACGCCACGGCUGAGAAGCGAGGCUGCGGUCACUGGUCCUACCGUUUUGUUCUUCCAGGAGAACGCCGGCAACAUUGCUCAUCGCCUCGAGAAUGUGGUCAUGAUGAUCCGCCAUCUGCGGUGCAACAUGUUCCUGCUGUCGUACCGCGGCUAUGGGGCGAGCGAAGGAUCGCCGACUGAGAGAGGGCUGGUCAUGGAUGCACAAGCUGCGCUCGACUACUUGCUGAACAGAGAGGACAUUGAUCCGGACAGGAUCAUUGCCUUCGGACGGUCGUUGGGGGGGGCUGUUGCGACACAGCUAGCGAGGAAGAACCCAGGGGAGCUGAGAGCGGUCAUCCUGGAGAACACGUUCACAUCGAUCCUGGACAUGGCCGGCAUCCUAAUGCCCGCCCUCGGGUACGUCAUCGGUGGGAACGGGUACAAGCCGCUCAACUUCCUGGUGCGGAACCAGUGGCGGACUCUCGAAGCGAUCCGGGAGCUGAAAGAGCCCAUCCUGUUCCUGUCCGGCCUUAAGGACGAGAUGAUCCCCCCAGCAAUGAUGAAGAAGCUGUACCGCGCCGCCACCAACGCACAGGACCGUGUGUACGUGGAGUUUCCCACGGGCAUGCAUAUGGACACGUGGCUGCGGGGCAGGGAAAGUUACUGGCAAGCGCUGCAAGAUUUUCUGGGUGUACAGGGCGACACGAGGACACGGACUCUCGAAUCCCAGAAUCUUCGAAAGUAAGCUCUCUGAAAGUAUGCUCAGACUCCUGCCGCUUGCAAGUAUGCGCGCAUGCAAUGACGUUAUAUCUAGAAAGCCACCGUAAAGGGGAGGUAUCUUUGAUGGCAAGGCUUUCGGACGGCUACUCAGGUUGAACAUAGUAAGAUGCUCCAACCCCAAGCCCAGGUGCACAGAUGUUGUUUCCGUAUAGGAAUAUUAAGCAGUAAAGGUCGGGCGCUUCGUUUGAGCGUUCUCCCAUGUCAAAGCACUGAGGUGUUGCAUCAGCUUUGUCUGCAUUUUACCACAUGAACCUUUCUAAAAGUAAUCACGUCAGUCGAUAUGUUCAGAUAGACAACACUUACAGUGGCUCAGCCGCCUUAGUAGGUCGGUCUAUUCCCACCAAGCAUAGGAUCUAAAUGCAGCUUGAAUGUUGGCGCUAUACAAGCAAGCAUAUGCGGAAUUGACGGUAGCUUUUGUGAUCCGAUCUGAUAGCAACCGGACUGAAAGGAUGUCAACGCCUUAUCGGUCUCAAGGACGUGGCUCCAUGGACAUGAUAGCGAGAUGUUAGGUUGAACGAUUAUGCAAGAGUUCAUGGGCCAGAGCUGUAGAUUCUGUACCAUAUCAAUCAAAAGGUG
This is a messenger RNA of Klebsormidium nitens, 1920 nucleotides long. NCBI's taxonomy places the organism in Eukaryota, Viridiplantae, Streptophyta, Klebsormidiophyceae, Klebsormidiales, Klebsormidiaceae. The record is from the annotation of a GenBank genome assembly.